CCUACCAGCCAGGGAAGUAGGGUUGGGGGGAUGAAGCAGAGAGCUCUGUGCUGGGAUGGGAGGCUGAGCAGGGGCGUGGGGUGAGGGAGGAGGAAAGCGGGGGAGGAGGAGAAGAGGGAGGAUCUACUAAUUACACAAAACAGCUCUGGGGGCUGCUGAAGUCCAGAAUGAAGCACAGAGCAGCAGAAAGGAGUGCUGCAGUGGGAGCGGAGGAGCCCAGGCAUUGCUAAGUGCAGGCACUGUGAGGGAUUCCCACCCAGGGAGGAUUCUGCAGCUCUGUCUCUUCUGGGGACUGACUGUCCAGCACAGCCACCACAGGGGACUGGUCAGGCUUCACCCAAAGUCCUUCUUCACCUGCCCAGCGAGAGGGGAUGGCUGCUGAAGGGGCAGAAUCCAAGCCCAUGCCUCCUGUCACCCAGUCCAGGAUGGAGAACUUCAGGAAGGUGAAGACAUCAGAGGAAGACAGCCCGCUGCCCUUUACUGGCCUGGCCCCUGAUGUGGUGGAAAUGAAGGUGAAGGAGGGCAGCAAGAUCCGAAACUUGAUGGGGUUUGCCAUGUCCAGGAUGGAGCUGAAGGGCACUCGGCAGAUUGUCUUCAGUGGCUGUGGCCGGGCGGUCACCAAGACCAUUACUUGUGUGGAGAUCAUGAAAAGGAAGCUGGGGGGUCUCCACCAGGUCACCAAGGUGCGCUACAAGACCCUGGUGGAAGUCUGGGAAAACAAGGACCCUCUGCCCAAUGGCCAAGUGGAGACCCUGACUGUCCAUAAGAAUGUGCCCUCCAUCUGCAUCCUGCUCUCCAAGGACCCCCUGGAUCCCAGUGAAAUGGGCUACCAACCCCCAGAGCCCAGGGAAGGGCUCUGGCCAGAAGAGGAGGAGAUAGAGGAUGAGAUAUCCACUUCCUCCCCAAAGGGCAUGAAGAGACCUUUGACAUCUCCACAGGAGGAACUGAAUAACAAGAAGUUGCAGGUACAGGUACCAGAGAGUCAAAAGGGCUCAGGGAUGAUGGACUACAUGCUGGACUAUCCUCACUGACUGCCCCACCUCCCACUCUGAGAAAUAACCUAAGCCAUACAUAGUUUCUAUAGAAAUGAGAUUCUAUAUUGAAGACACUCCAGAUUUUUAGAUGCUUUGUAAUCAAUAAAGGGACAAUGAAGUCAGCAACUA
This is a messenger RNA of Alligator mississippiensis (American alligator), 1163 nucleotides long. RefSeq names its product ribonuclease P and MRP subunit p25 (gene RPP25). Gene Ontology annotation, molecular function: RNA binding. NCBI's taxonomy places the organism in Eukaryota, Metazoa, Chordata, Crocodylia, Alligatoridae. Gene Ontology annotation, cellular component: ribonuclease MRP complex. The record is from RefSeq and is a predicted model, not a curated record. Gene Ontology annotation, biological process: tRNA 5'-leader removal. The coding region runs from base 372 to 1031 and encodes 219 amino acids. The transcript has 2 exons.